GCUUAUGGGAGGGGGUAGGAUGUUCUUCCGGAAGACGUACCCCAAGAGGCCAUAAGACGAGCAUCAUUCCCUCCAGGAGCGAAUAUCCCACACGAGACAUUGCGGGCAUCAUGGCGUCCGCUUCAGCCGCCAACGCCGUCACGACCCUGCGCACGGCUGCGGAUGAGGCGGCCGACACCGCGAGUGCUGGCAGGAACUGGGCGGCAGAGAAAUUCCGAGAAUGGCCAAAUGAAGCGGGGUUUGAGGGCCUGACUGAGCAUCGAGGGCCCAUCGAGCUGACGGUUCAAGGUCACAUACCGGUCUGGGCCGCCGGCAUCCUGUACCGGACAGGCCCUGGCGUGCGCACCGUCGACGAUACGAAGUCGGGGGCUUUCCAUAUCGAUCACUGGUUUGACGGGCUCGCCCACACUCACAGGUUCGAGAUCUUCACAGACAAGACGACUGGCGACGGCACCCGCGAUGGCGUCUCGGAAGCCACCCAAGUCCGGGUGCGGUACUCUUCUCGUUUCCAGUCGGACGCCAUCGUCAAGGACAUCAAAGCUGCGGGGAGGUUCCCCGCCAUCUCGUUCGGCCAACGCAGCGACCCGUGCCUGGGAUUGUUCUCAAAGUUCAUGAGCAAUUUCCACCACCGAAAUAAGCGCCUGGACAACUAUCCCGUCACGGUCCAAGCCGGGGUGCCACUACAGAGACUCGCCAAAGCCAGGGAAACCGCCGUCCCGAACCGCAGCCAAGGACAUCGAGCCAGCCCCGGUCCAGUGUUCCUCGGCACUGACACAGCUUGGCUUUCCGAGAUCGACCCCGAGACCAUGGAACCGCGCGGGCCGCUGCACCCUAAACGUCUCCAUCCCGACCUCAAAGGCGCCGUCGGUCCCGCGCACGCCAUGGUAGACCCGGAGACCAACGACUACUUCGGCGUCAACAUAGACGUGGCUCUCUCGGCCACCUAUCGCAUCUUCCAGGUCAGCGCCGCGACGGGAGAGACGACCAUCCUGGCCACCAUCAAGGAGAAGCCGGCGUACAUCCACAGCUUCUUCCUGACGCGCAACUACGUCGUGCUCUGCAUCCCGGUGUCGCAGUUCGACGGCCUCCGCGCCUCCUGGGAGGGCAGCCUGCUGGGCGGCCUCAAGCCGUUCGACGAGACCGAGCCGUGCAAGUGGUUCGUCGUCGACCGGCGGCGCCGCGGGAGGGGCGGCCUGGUCGGCGUGUUCCGCUCGCCCGCCGCCUUCUUCUUCCACUCGGUCAACGCGUUCGAGGACGACAACGGCGACCUGCUCUGCGACCUCGUCAAGUAUCCCUCGACAGAUAUUAUUCGGGCUAUGUACUACCGUAUACUCCUCAACCACGGGGACAGCGCGAAGGAGUUCUGGACCGAUCCGAAGACCGCCGGCAAGCGGCAGCAGCUGCACCUGGCGAGGUACAGGCUCCGCAGUGCCGAGUUUCAGGCGCAGGAGGGCCACAGCCCGACAUGGUCCUCGGUUCCAGCGGCGGAGCUGGAGUUCGAGAUCGCCGGCCCCCACGCCGGCGACAUGCCCACCAUCAACCCGGCCUACGCGUGCCGGAAGCACCGCUACGUCUACUGCCUGAUCAACCGCGGCCUGAGCACCCUGUUCGACUCCAUCGCGAAAGUCGACACGCACACCCGGCAGGUGGUGAGCUGGUCCGGCGGGGUCGGCCACAGCCCCGGCGAGGCCAUCUUCAUUGCGCGUCCCGGCGUGGGUGAGGACGGCCAACGGGUCGAGUCCGAGGAGGACGAUGGGGUUCUGCUCAGCGUCGUGCUUGACGGAUUCCAGAGGAGCAGCUAUCUCGUGUGUCUCGAUGCUAAGACCAUGACGGAGCUCGGGAGAGCUGAGUGUGGAUUCGCGGUGGCCUUCGGGUUCCACGGCCAGCAUAUAAGGGGCAAGGAGGAGAAGUAGGGGGCGUUGGCUUUCUCCUUGCCCUUGUUGCGUCAUCAUGUUAUUCGCCUUCUCUUCCCUUUGUACGGUCCAAGUCGCGAGCAACAGUGUCAGGUUAUUCCAAGAGGCUAAUCCACCUUCUCUGUACUCCCUCAGUCGUACCGAAUGGCUCGUCUUGGACUGCAUAACAACCGCGAAAUAGCAAACAUACCGAACGUGGACGUCUCCGUUUGUAAACUCGCGCAACAAUUGUGGCGCGUACGUGGGUUUUCUCCCAAGGAUGCUCCUGCUACCAAUACAGCGCCAUUAC
Thermothielavioides terrestris NRRL 8126 is the source of this 2202-nucleotide messenger RNA. RefSeq lists its product as uncharacterized. The transcript is spliced from 2 exons. NCBI's taxonomy places the organism in Eukaryota, Fungi, Ascomycota, Sordariomycetes, Sordariales, Chaetomiaceae. Bases 111 to 1913 code for a protein of 600 amino acids. Gene Ontology annotation, molecular function: carotenoid dioxygenase activity. The record is from RefSeq and is a predicted model, not a curated record. Gene Ontology annotation, biological process: carotene catabolic process.